Messenger RNA from Neopsephotus bourkii (Bourke's parrot), 1211 nucleotides. RefSeq names its product cathepsin Z (gene CTSZ). The transcript has 6 exons. Gene Ontology annotation, molecular function: cysteine-type endopeptidase activity. Gene Ontology annotation, cellular component: lysosome. Bases 27 to 989 code for a protein of 320 amino acids. NCBI's taxonomy places the organism in Eukaryota, Metazoa, Chordata, Aves, Psittaciformes, Psittacidae. The record is from RefSeq and is a predicted model, not a curated record.
CCAGCGGGACCUCCCCUCGCCCUUAAAUGCCGGCUCCGGGCCGUGCCGGGAGGGAAGGCGCUACCGGACUCAGCAUAGUCGCGAUGUGCCGGUGCCCCGCGUCCCUCCUCCUCGUGCUGCUCUGGGGCUGCCUCUGCCCCCUUGCCUACGCCGGCCUCUACUUCAGGGAAGGGCAGCACUGCUACAAGCCGGCCCCGCGCAGGGCGCCUGGGCUGAGGACCUACCCCCGGCCGCACGAGUACCUCGACAUCUCCGCGCUCCCCAAGAGCUGGGACUGGAGGAACGUCAACGGCGUCAACUACGCCAGCACCACUCGGAACCAGCACAUCCCGCAGUACUGCGGGUCCUGCUGGGCACAUGGCAGCACCAGCGCUCUAGCAGACCGAAUCAACAUAAAGAGAAAAGGAGCAUGGCCUUCUGCCUAUCUCUCUGUUCAGAAUGUGAUUGACUGUGCUGAUGCAGGAUCCUGUGAAGGUGGAGACCACUCAGGUGUUUGGAAGUAUGCCCAUGACCAUGGCAUUCCAGAUGAGACCUGCAACAACUACCAAGCUAAGGACCAAAAGUGUAAGAAAUUUAAUCAGUGUGGCACUUGUGUCACUUUUGGAGAGUGCCAUGUCAUAAAGAACUAUACUCUCUGGAAAGUUGCUGACUACGGGUCUGUCAAUGGAAGAGAAAAGAUGAAGGCAGAAAUCUAUACUAAUGGACCAAUCAGCUGUGGUAUAAUGGCUACUGAGAAGCUGGAUGCUUACAGUGGAGGACUUUAUACAGAGUACAACCCCUCAGCUGUGGUGAAUCACAUUGUAUCUGUGGCUGGCUGGGGUGUAGAAAAUGGAACAGAAUACUGGAUUGUUCGUAACUCCUGGGGUGAACCCUGGGGUGAAAGAGGGUGGCUGAGAAUUGUGACAAGCGCAUAUAAAGGUGGAAGAGGAGCAGAAUACAAUCUUGCUAUUGAAGAGGACUGUACAUAUGGAGAUGCUGUACUUCCUUGACUCUAUAGCAUACAUCUUUCUGUUUAGGAACUACUUUGGAAGCUUCCCAGCACAACCUUUUUCUGUUUAAAGGAUAGUAGUCUAAAAUUCCUUCACAAUCUAAGACCAUCAGGCAGUUCUGCAAAAUUAGCCCAGACAGCAACACAAAAUGUCUUCAAAGUAAAACACAUACAGAGCUGCCUUCAGGUAUUUCCAACCUAAAAGCAUUUUACCCAUGCGAAA